AUGAGCAUCAUCACCGUCCCCUCCGAUAAGAAAGACGUGCUCAUCUGCGCCGACCAACUCUACCGGGAGGCAGUUGCAGCAGUUGCCACCAAGGCACUUGUCCCUACGGCUGAGGCCCGGGGAGGGAAGAAAACUGGCAAGGCCUCUGCCCCUCCCGGCAAGGCCCUUUCCGGCAAGACUUCUAACCCAUGCAAGGACUCCUGCACCUCUUUUGGCAAACGCGCCUCCUCGGAGCGCUGCGUUCCCAUUGAGGACAUGCCAGAGAGCUCCGCCAACAGGAGCAAGAGGUCCAAGGUGACCCCGCCAGAAACCAAGAAGGAAGUGAGGUCCAAGAAGAAGGUUCUCAAGAAGGAAUAUGGCACUGCUGCUGCUACCAAGCUAGGACUGCAGAAGAAAGCUCCUGCUAAGAGGAAUCCUAUAUCAAAAGCCAGAGCUUCAACUCAAGAAACUAUGCAAUUCACACUUGAGCACAGAGAGGAAGAAGAUGAUGCUAGUGGGAAGAAUAAAAGGAAGGAAAGGGUCAGAAAGACCAUUGCCAGAGUGAUUGGAAGACCAUCCAUGAUGAGGGAUGAGGAUGAAGAUGAGGAGGAGGAAGAGCCUGCUGCACCUCCUGCCAAGUCACAGAAGUUGAUGGCAGAUGCUAUCAAGACUGGUGCUGCUCCUUCAAAGCCCAAGUCUGCCCCAAGCCCACAGCUCCAGCUCAAGCACCCAAGUCAACUGCUCCAAAGAGAUAUACUAGGAACAUCUCAGCUGCAGAGAAGAACAAGGCCCCAGUGCCUGAGGUCCAAGAAGAUGAUGAGCCACUAG
This is a messenger RNA of Aegilops tauschii subsp. strangulata, 807 nucleotides long. NCBI's taxonomy places the organism in Eukaryota, Viridiplantae, Streptophyta, Magnoliopsida, Poales, Poaceae. The record is from RefSeq and is a predicted model, not a curated record.